Messenger RNA from Colletotrichum gloeosporioides, 1785 nucleotides. RefSeq names its product Cysteine and histidine-rich domain-containing protein 1. NCBI's taxonomy places the organism in Eukaryota, Fungi, Ascomycota, Sordariomycetes, Glomerellales, Glomerellaceae. Gene Ontology annotation, molecular function: catalytic activity. The transcript is spliced from 6 exons. The coding region runs from base 1 to 1785 and encodes 594 amino acids. The record is from RefSeq and is a predicted model, not a curated record.
AUGUCCGCAAUGCAGGCAGCCAACAGGCUCAGGACGGCCUUCACCAAGGGAGUCGGGCCCAGCUUGGGCCUGUGGCAGAUGAUUCCCGGCGCCAACGUUUCCCGGGUUCUCGCAAAGAGCCCGGGCAUCGACUGGGUCUUGGUCGACUGCGAACACGGAAACAUUGACGACGGGGCUAUGCACGAUGCCGUCCCCGCCAUCGCCGCCGCGGGCGUAUCGCCAAUUGUGAGAUUGCCGGACAUGCAGGGUUGGAUGGUCAAGCGUGAGGACUCCCAUAUCCUCGUCCCGCUGCUCCGCACGCCGCAGGAGGCGAAGGAGCUCGUACAGUCCGCCAAGUUUCCCCCUUGGGGACGACGAGGUUUCGGGUCGCCCCUCGCCAUGGAGAGGUUCAAUCCGGCGCCGACAAUGACCGAGUACUUGCAGCAGGCCAACGACAGUCUGUUGACGAUGGUACAGAUUGAGACCCGGGAGGCUUUAAACUCGGUCGAGGACAUUGCUGCGGUUGAGGGCAUCGAUGUACUGUUCAUUGGGCCCUUUGAUCUUGGAAACAACAUUGGUCACCCAGUGAUCAACGGCGUCAUCAAGAAGGAGUUGAGCGAUGCCAUUGACCGUAUCCUCGAGGCCACCCACAAGGCAGGCAAGAAGGCUGGUAUCUUCUGCACCUCGGGAGAGCAGUCGAAGUUCUUUGGAGACAAGGGGUUCGAUAUGAUUAGCGUAGCGACGGACUACACGGCAUUGCAGCUGACUUACGGACUCCCGAUCGCAACAUCAUCAAAUCCCAAACAAACACGCGAAAACGACAGCGAGCCAUCCCACACCAUGGCGGAGAAGUGCGUCCACCAAGGCUGCGGCAAGGUCUACACCGAUGCAGAGGAGCCAUGCGUCUACCACCCCGGCCCUCCCAUCUUCCACGAAGGCCAGAAAGGUUGGAAAUGCUGCAAGCCCCGCGUCCUUACCUUUGAGGAGUUUAUGACCAUCCCCCCCUGCACAACUGGCAAGCACUCUACAACCGACCUGCCGCCCCAGAUCGAGAAGAAGAAGGAAGACGCCGCUGCGGCCGCCCUCCUCGACAAGCUCGCAUCGGCACCGGCCCCGGCGCGCAAGCCCCUCUCCCAGACCCAGGCCCAGGCCGCUCCCUCUCCUCCUCCACCACCCCCGGAGUCCGAGUCCGAUGACGCCUCCCUCGAGAUUGCCGAUGGCGCGACCUGCCGCCGCAAAGCCUGCUCGGCCACCUACCGCAAGGGCUCCUCCCGUGAUGCAGAGUCCUGCGUCCAUCACCCUGGCGUUCCUAUCUUCCACGAGGGCUCCAAGGGCUACAGCUGCUGCAAGCGCCGCGUGCUUGAGUUUGAUCAGUUCAUGAAGAUUGAGGGUUGCAAGACCAAGAACCGUCACUUGUUCAUCGGCAGCGGCAAGAAGAAGGGAGCCGCCGCCGACGGGGGGGAGGAGAAGCUUGACACCGUUCGCAACGACUUUUACCAGACCCCCUCUACUGUUAUCGCCUCUUUCUUCCUGAAGAAGAUCGUCAAGGACUCUGCCAAGAUUGAGUUCAAGUCGCAGUCCAUCGCGCUCGACUUGCCUACUUCCGACUCACCGCCUAAGCGUUACACGGCCGAGGUGCCUCUGUUCGCGCCUAUUGAUGCGGAAAAGUCCACCUUCAAGGUCCUCGGCACUAAGCUCGAGGUGACUCUCGCCAAGGCCGGCGGCGAGUCGUGGCCGGUCCUGCGCAGUGACGACCGUCUCACUGGUGAGAUAUUACAAAUCGGCAAGGCGGGGCGCUUGCAAUAG